AGGGAUGCCGAGCUCCAUUUCCAUCCCUUUCCAUCUCCUCCCAUUUCCUCUCAACCCCUCCCUGCUAGUGCGUUGCAACAUCUUCAGACGCAGAGAACUGCACCCAGCCAACGGGGCCUCCCAAAGCUCCAACCUGCAGCCCAGGGCACAGCCACAGUUGCUAGAAAGGAGACCAGCAGCGGCAGCAGCAGCAGCAGCAUCACUACUAGGUGUAUCGCUAUGGCCAAGAGUCGCAGGGACAGAAACAGCUGGGGUGGGUUUUCAGAAAAAGCUUAUGAAUGGAGCUCAGAAGAAGAGGAUACCUUGAAAAAGGCAGGGCCAGUUCAGGUCCUCGUCAUGAAAGAUGAUCACUCCUUCGAAUUAGAUGAAAUUGCACUUAAUCGUAUCCUUCUCUCAGAAGCUGUCCGGGACAAAGAAGUUGUUGCUGUUUCUGUAGCUGGAGCAUUUAGAAAAGGAAAAUCAUUUCUCAUGGACUUCAUGUUGAGAUAUAUGUAUAACCAGGUGUCUGUUGAUUGGAUUGGAGAUUACAAUGAACCACUGACUGGCUUUUCUUGGAGGGGUGGAUCAGAACGAGAAACCACAGGAAUUCAGAUAUGGAGUGAAGUCUUCCAAAUUAACAAACCUGAUGGCAAAAAGGUUGCAGUAUUAUUAAUGGACACUCAGGGGACGUUUGAUAGUCAGUCAACUCUAAGGGAUUCAGCCACAGUAUUUGCCCUUAGCACUAUGAUCAGCUCAAUACAGGUAUACAACUUAUCUCAGAAUGUCCAGGAAGAUGACCUUCAGCACUUACAGCUUUUCACUGAGUAUGGAAGACUGGCCAUGGAAGAAACAUUUCUGAAGCCAUUUCAGUCCUUAAUAUUCCUUGUCCGAGACUGGAGUUUUCCAUAUGAAUUUUCCUAUGGAGCUGAUGGUGGUGCCAAAUUUUUGGAAAAACGGCUUAAGGUCUCAGGGAACCAGCAUGAAGAACUUCAGAAUGUACGAAAGCAUAUCCAUUCCUGUUUCACCAAUAUAUCCUGUUUUCUACUACCUCAUCCUGGCCUAAAAGUUGCCACCAACCCAAAUUUCAAUGGAAAACUCAAAGAAAUAGAUGAUGAAUUCAUUAAGAACCUGAAAAUUUUGAUCCCUUGGCUACUUAGUCCUGAGAACCUAGAUGUUAAAGAAAUCAAUGGAAAUAAAAUCACCUGCCGAGGUCUAGUGGAAUACUUCAAGGCUUAUAUAAAGAUCUAUCAAGGAGAAGAAUUACCCCAUCCCAAAUCAAUGUUGCAGGCCACAGCUGAGGCUAACAAUUUAGCAGCUGUUGCAACUGCCAAGGAUACAUAUAACAAAAGAAUGGAAGAGAUUUGUGGGGGUGACAAACCAUUUCUAGCACCCACCGACCUGCAGAACAAACACCUGGAACUCAAGGAGGAAUCAAUUAAGCUGUUCCGUGGGGUCAAAAAGAUGGGUGGGGAGGAAUUUAGCCGUCGUUACUUGCAACAACUGGAGAGUGAAAUAGAUGAGCUCUACAUACAAUAUAUCAAGCAUAAUGACAGCAAGAACAUUUUUCAUGCAGCACGCACCCCAGCCACACUGUUUGUGGUCAUUUUCAUCACUUAUGUCAUUGCUGGUGUAACGGGAUUCAUUGGUUUGGACAUUAUAGCCAGCUUAUGCAACAUGAUCAUGGGACUGACCCUUAUCACUCUCUGUACCUGGGCGUACAUCCGAUAUUCUGGGGAAUACCGAGAAUUGGGAGCAGUUAUAGACCAGGUGGCUGCUGCCUUGUGGGACCAGGGAAGCACAAAUGAGGCUUUAUAUAAACUCUACAGUGCAGCAUCAACCCACAGACAUUUGUAUCAUCAUGCUUUUCCUGCAUCAAAAUCAAACCCUACUGAAGAAUCAAAACGCAAGAAAAUGUAAUCCACAUUUUAAAAAUAGGUGCAUGAACAUUUAUCCAUUAAAUCAUCAGUUACAUGUAUCCAUGUACAUAUUUUAAAGUAUUUAAGAUUAAAACAAAAAAUUGAAAAUCGUCUGUUUCCUCUUUAAGUAUUUAAUAAGCAAAUAUAAGCAUGGUUUCCCAAUUUUUCUGUGACACAUAUUAUAAGUUAAUAUUAAAAUGUAUUCUCUUAUUUAUUAAUAUAAUACAUGUGUUCCACUUGAAUUCACUAACUAAUACUACUGGCUUAUAAUUAAUUUAAAUGUGUAGUGGUAUUCCUACAAGUUUCUAUAUGCUAAUUUGAUUUCUGAAGAAAUAAACUAAAAAUCAUAUAAGUAUUUGUAUAAGCAUAGUAUAGUAAUCCAAUGUUUGAUACAUACUAUAUCACCUUAUAUGUACUAUGAACUCUUAAUUAUUUUAAGUACACUUGAUAGAACCUUUUCAUUUGCUGUGCCAAAAACUGAAGAUUUUUUUCCUUUAUCAUGAUUAAAGCAGUGCUUCUAUUUGUCAUAAAUGAACAAAAAAGACUUUUGCACAUAUAUUUGAAAGUUUUACUGUCCUGUAUUCUUUUUUCCACUUAGAUUAUAUAAAAUGUAUUCUUUACAGGUUUAUUCUUUGACCAGAUGGAACUAUUAUUAAAGUUCACUUUCCUGAGAGAUUGAUUAUAAGUCAUUAGAAUAUUUGAGAGGUUUGUAAAGGUUAUCACAAUUUAUAAACACUAUAUUUUUACAAAAAUUGGAUUUUGUUAAAAAUGUACUUUGAGAUUUGAAGAAAUGUAGACACUUCCCUCUAUAUCUAAAGAUCAAUUGAUAAACUAGAGUAAAAUUUUCAUUUUAAUCAUUAAGUCUAAACACAGACUUUUAGAAUAAACAUGUGGAAAGGCACAAGUUAAACUUACAAAGAAACUGAGAGUUUAGUAUUCUUGAUCAGACUUCAUAUUACAAAAAAGGGUCCCCUGAGGGAAAGCAAAUUAUACUCUAAUACUGCCUAAUUUCUUAAAAAAACAAAAAAGGAAAGCGAAAAAAAAACCUCUACUCCUAAUCAGAACAAUAUAAAUGGAAAAAGAAUUUGUCCACUAUAUAGAAUGAGAGAGCUCUUUAACGUCUGCAUGUCUAGCAUGUACUAUCUAUUACACAUCGAAGACAGUUAAGAAGUACAAUAACGUCAUAAUCUUCACUCUGUCAGUGAUAUUUCUGAUUAUUUCAACUACUCUUCUCUACUGCUAUACGAGUAUAUUGAAUAACAUGAACCUCGGCAAACAUACUUAAAUUUCAUAAAACUGUAAUUAAGAAGCUUAACAUAAGAUGAAAAACCUAUAAACAUUAGUAAUAUUUUAAUUAUAGUACAGCCUCACUAACACUCUACUAUGUGGUAUUAUUAAUGCAAAUAAUAAUUGACAAAAAAUACUCACUCUGAAAAAAACAAAAAUUUGAAAUUUAUUGACUUCUUGGGAUUUAUAAGGAAAUGUUACAUGAAAUCCUUCUAAAGUAUUGCACUAAACUAGAUCCCAAACAUUUAGACAACUUACGGAACCAAUGAAAAAUAACUCAGAAGAGUAGUUAUACAACCUAAAAGCUUUACAAAAAAAAAA
Molecule: messenger RNA, 3503 nt
Organism: Phascolarctos cinereus (koala)
Lineage: Eukaryota; Metazoa; Chordata; Mammalia; Diprotodontia; Phascolarctidae
Gene: ATL1
Product: atlastin GTPase 1
Molecular function (GO): GTP binding; GTPase activity
Source: RefSeq, a predicted model, not a curated record